Peronospora matthiolae is the source of this 510-nucleotide messenger RNA. The record is from the annotation of a GenBank genome assembly. Lineage: Eukaryota; Oomycota; Peronosporomycetes; Peronosporales; Peronosporaceae.
AUGUUGCAAGACCCGCAUCACUAUAAGGAAGCCAUCAACAUUGUCCACCGGGAACAGUGGCAGGUCGCUAUAACCGAAGAGCUGGAUACCUUGAAGUCAAACGAUGUUCGGACGGUUGUAGAGCCGCCUAAGGGUGCACACGUACUGCACAACAAGUGUGUCUACAAGACUAAGUCCGACGCGAAGGGGGACAUCGAGCGGUACAAGGCUCGCCUGGUCGUUUGCAGGAACGAACAAGUGUUCAGAAUAGACUAUACUCUCACAUUCGCCGCGGUCAUGGACUUAAGCACGGUAAAGCUGAUCCUGGUGCUUUCAAGACGCUGGAACGUUCCAGCGCGCCAUGGUGAUGUACCCAAUGCGUUCGUCAAGGCUGAAAAGGAGGAGCACCUGGAUAUUUACAUGAAGGCGUCGAAGGGGAUGGUAGUGAAGAAGAAAAGUAUGAAAGACCUGAACACGAAGAUUCCAAACGACCUAGCGUUGUUGUUGAAGAAUUCGCUGAACGGAAUUUAA